CCAGGAAUCCUCUCUCUGCACUGCGAUUCAUAAUCUUUCAAAAGUAAACAACACAACCACUCUCUCUCUCUCUCUCAUCACUCUCACACUCAGAGAAAUUAAAUAAUGGCAACUUUUCCAGUGAUUAACAUGGAGAAGCUCAAUGGGGAAGGAAGGGCAGCAACAAUGGAGAUGAUCAAAGACGCAUGUGAAAACUGGGGUUUCUUUGAGGUGGUGAACCAUGGAAUCGCUCCUGAGUUCAUGGACACGGUGGAGAAGCUGACCAAGGAGCACUACAGGAAAUGCAUGGAGCAGAGAUUUAAGGAGAUGGUGGCUAAAAAGGGCCUUGAAGCUGUUCAAUCUGAAAUCAAUGAUCUCGACUGGGAAAGCACCUUCUUCUUGCGCCAUCUCCCUGUCUCAAACAUGUCUCAAGUGCCCGAUCUUGAAGCAGAAUACAGGAGGGUCAUGAAGGAAUUUGCUGCCCAGUUGGAGAAACUGGCUGAGCAGCUUCUUGACUUGUUGUGUGAGAAUCUUGGCCUUGAAAAAGGUUAUCUGAAGAAGGUAUUCUAUGGCUCCAAAGGUCCGAAUUUUGGCACUAAAGUGAGCAACUAUCCCCCGUGCCCAAAGCCCGAUCUCAUCAAGGGCCUUCGGGCUCACACUGAUGCCGGGGGCAUAGUCCUUCUGUUCCAGGAUGACAAGGUCAGCGGCCUCCAGCUCCUCAAAGACGGACAGUGGGUCGAUGUUCCGCCCAUGCGCCACUCCAUCGUCGUCAACCUCGGUGACCAACUUGAGGUGAUCACGAAUGGGAAGUACAAGAGUGUGAUGCACCGUGUGAUUGCACAAACAGAUGGGACAAGAAUGUCGCUUGCAUCGUUCUAUAAUCCGGCAAGUGAUGCAGUGAUCUAUCCUGCUCCAGCUCUGGUUGAGAAGGAGCAGACAAGAGAUCUGUACCCAAAAUUCCUGUUUGAGGACUACAUGAAGCACUAUCUUGGGGUCAAGUUCCAGGCCAAGGAGCCAAGGUUUGAAGCCUUUAAGAACAUGGAGAACACUGCUGAUCUGGGACAAGUUGCAACUGCUUGAGUAGGUUAAAACAGUAUGCUCAGUGAUUUGAAAUAAAGAAUCCGAACUCUGAGUUUAGGAACUGAUGUUGCCUAAAAGAUAAUAAGCCGUUCUCGUAGCUUGUAUUUGAGUGUUAUAGAGGACUUGUUUGGCUUGUGUAAGAUUAGUGUGUUGUACUUUCCAAUUCUACAAGAAAUAAGACAUCAAAAUUUUCGUCCUA
Messenger RNA from Sesamum indicum (sesame), 1258 nucleotides. Its product is annotated as 1-aminocyclopropane-1-carboxylate oxidase. NCBI's taxonomy places the organism in Eukaryota, Viridiplantae, Streptophyta, Magnoliopsida, Lamiales, Pedaliaceae. The record is from RefSeq and is a predicted model, not a curated record.